This is a messenger RNA of Drosophila guanche, 2195 nucleotides long. RefSeq names its product kinesin-like protein Klp59C (gene Klp59C). The coding region runs from base 192 to 2108 and encodes 638 amino acids. Gene Ontology annotation, biological process: microtubule-based movement. The transcript has a single exon. The record is from RefSeq and is a predicted model, not a curated record. Lineage: Eukaryota; Metazoa; Arthropoda; Insecta; Diptera; Drosophilidae. Gene Ontology annotation, molecular function: ATP binding; microtubule binding; microtubule motor activity.
CUUUAUCAACACUCUUUCGAAAUGUUUGUCGUAUCCGUUUUUAAAAUAAUCGAAGCACCUCCAUUCCGUACAAAUUGAAAUGUUCCAUAGUUUUGGUCAAAUUCGCAGUAUAAACACAUAAAAAUUGGUUGUAGAAAUCAAAAGAGCAAGCCUACAAAUAUCGUCUUUCUCGUGUCUCAUUCGGCGGCCACAUGGAUGUGCUCUCUAUCACGCAGAAGGUGCUCGUACGCCGCACGGAUGGACGGGUCCAUUUGGCGAGUAUCAUCAAGCUGGAUGGCGGAGUCAACAACUCCGUAACCGUGGAGUGGUGCGAGGGCGAUUGCAUGCGUGGCAAGGAGAUUUCACUGCCUCAGAUCAUCGAAAUGAAUCCGGAAAUCUUCGAGGUACAGCGAAAAGAACAAUCUGAACAGCGCAAAGGGCACUUGGCAGGCAUGGUGCCCAUUCCACCCAGAGCUACCACAAUGAGCGCCACGAAGCUGUGGAACACCCUGAUGCAACGUCUGCCGGCUGGCGGUACACCCAUCCCGAUGAGGCGCCUGAAGGUGGGCAGUGCCACGCCCAGACAGCGCUCGCCCAGCCGGCAGGAGCGGCAUCAGCAGCGGGAGGUUCGCGGUGGAUCUGAUCGGUGUGACUCCAACUGGGACACGGCCAGGAUGAUCCACUUGUAUCGGCUGCAGAUGGAGAGCCGGCCACUGGAGGAUCUUGGCUUUCCGGGACCCCUCAAGCGGCACGGCAUCAUGGUGUGUGUGCGAAAGCGCCCACUCAGUCGGAAGGAGCUGGCCGAGCGCGAGCUGGACGUGAUCAGCAUGCCCCGUGCGGACAUGCUGGUGGCGCACUCGCCGCGCCGGCACGUGAACCUGGUGCGAUUCCUCGAGAACCACAACUUUCGCUUCGACUGCACCUUCGACGAGGCCUGCUCGAACGCCACCGUCUACAACUACACGGCGCGUCCGCUGAUUCGGCACAUCUUCGACGGCGGCAUGGCCACGUGCUUCGCUUACGGCCAGACCGGGAGCGGCAAGACCCACACCAUGGGCGGAGAGUUCACGGGUAAGCAGCAGAACGUGAUGGACGGCAUCUAUGCGAUGGCUGCCAACGAUGUGUUCUGCACUUUGGAGGAGCCGUCGAAUGCCAGCCUGGGACUGAAGGUGACCUGCAGCUUUUUUGAGAUCUACGGAUCGCGGAUCUACGACCUGUUAACGCCUGGCAAGGAGCAGCUACGCGUCCUCGAGGAUGGCCACCAGCAGGUGCAGGUGGUGGGACUCGCCGAGCGGCCGGCGCGCAACACCGCCGAUGUCCUGGCGUUGUUGGAGCUGGGCAACUGUUUCCGGACCUCGGGCCAAACCUCGGCCAACUGCAAGUCCUCACGCUCCCACGCCAUAUUCCAGAUUGUUCUGCGCUCCGCGGAGACAUUUCGUCUCCAUGGAAAGCUUUCGCUAAUCGAUCUGGCCGGCAACGAGCGGGGAGCAGACAACUCCAGUGCGGAUCGCAGGACACGCCUGGAGGGCGCCGAGAUCAACAAGUCGCUGCUGGUGCUCAAGGAGUGCAUCAGGGCCUUGGGUCGCCAAGCGUCCCACAUACCCUUCCGCGGCUGCAAGCUCACACAGGUGCUGCGCGACUCCUUCAUCGGCAAGAAGGUGAAGACCUGCAUGAUAGCGACGAUCUCGCCGGGUCUGCGCUGCGUGGAGCACACCCUGAACACCCUCCGCUAUGCGGAUCGCGUCAAGGAGCUCACAGCACAAACAGUGUUCCCAAAGGCUCGCCUGGCUCGAGCCAAUUCCAUGGAGGCAGCCCCAUCCUUGUCGGCUAGCAGCCUGCAAAUGCAUUGCCUACCUGAUAUCAUUAGUCCCACCCAGGCCUCGCAAUCCCUGACCAAUCUGGAGUGGUUUGUCUCCUCCACAUCGCUGCAGGACGCAGAAAACCGGUCGACUCGUCGAUCCCUGGAUAUGGAGACUCUGACUUACUGCAAAAAUCCCAAAGAGAACAGAAGACCCGAACAGAGGCAGUCAGCGAAACCGGAGGUGACCCCCAGGAACUCGGAGGCAUUCCAAGAUGCCUCGCUGAUGAUGGCCAAAGCCUUGGACUUGGUUAACAAAUCCCAUGGUUAAGAUUUCUAAGACAUGAUUUCUACAACACACAAACAUAUCCAUAUAACAAAAUUUGGAUCUGAAUAAAUAGUUUUAUUGGGAAUUAAA